AUGGCCACCUCCACCAUGUCUGUCUACUCCGACGCCCACACUGAGUCCUCCUGGCAGGUGGACGACUGUCCAGAGAGCUACUGUGAGCCCUGCUGUGCCCCCAGUGGCUGCCAGUCCAGCUGCUGUGCCCCGGCCCCCUGCCUGACCCUUGUCUGCACCCCAGUGAGCUGUGUGUCCAGCCCCUGCUGCCAAUCCACCUGCCCCAGCUCCUGCACACCAUGCUGUCAACAGUCCAGCUGCAGCUCCUCCCCCUGCCAGCAGUCCUGCUGUGUGCCCCUCUGCUGCAAGCCUGUCUGCUGCACACCAGUCUGCUGUAAACCUGUCUGCUGUGCUCCCGUCUGCUCUGGAUCCCCCUGCGGCCAGCAGUCUAGCUGCCAGCCCUCAAGCUCCCAGUCGUCCUGCUGUGUGCCCCUCUGCUGCAAGCCCGUCUGCUGCAGACCCUGCUCCAGCGUGUCCCUGCUCUGCCGCCCCGUGUGCAGACCUGCCUGCUGCGUGCCCGCCUCCUCCUGCUGUGCCUCCUCCUGCCAGCCUAGCUGCUGCCGUGGGUCCUCCUCCGUGUCCCUGCUCUGCCGCCCGGCCUGCUCCAGCCAGGCCUGCUGA
Messenger RNA from Nannospalax galili (Upper Galilee mountains blind mole rat), 600 nucleotides. Its product is annotated as keratin-associated protein 10-3-like. The transcript has a single exon. The record is from RefSeq and is a predicted model, not a curated record. Gene Ontology annotation, cellular component: keratin filament. NCBI's taxonomy places the organism in Eukaryota, Metazoa, Chordata, Mammalia, Rodentia, Spalacidae. Bases 1 to 600 code for a protein of 199 amino acids.